Psylliodes chrysocephalus is the source of this 4632-nucleotide messenger RNA. NCBI's taxonomy places the organism in Eukaryota, Metazoa, Arthropoda, Insecta, Coleoptera, Chrysomelidae. The record is from the annotation of a GenBank genome assembly.
GUUCUAGCCAUUUUUUAAAAGAAAUUUACAUAUGAAAACAAUCAGUGUCAAAUUAGUCAAGUGUCUGUGUCAUUCUCUACGUAUUCGACGUUUUUAAAUUCAAUGUAAACUUUUCAAAAUUCUAUAAUGUACAAUCUGUUUUCACGUAAUAUAUCAAAAUCUAACUGUCCCAUUGCGAAUAUAUCACACAUAUACAAUACUCUGUCUCUCAAAUCACCAUUUAAUAUAAAAAUAUCCUUGUUUGAGUCGAUCACAAACAUCAUCAAGUCUAUUCAGGAGGAUAAUGCUGAAGCAAGGGUGAAGAAAGUAAUGUCAAAAGAGUUUUUUAAAUUUGUGAUGAAGGAUUAUAAUUGCCAGAUAAUGAACCGUUCCAUAUUAUUUGUACCUUCAAGAGAAGCAAUCCAGAUCAUGUUUCCUUCAACUUCAUCAAAACAUUUUUAUUUAUCUACCAUUAAUAAAAAAAAAAUGGAUCCGAACACUUCGAAUUUUGUUGUUUACAAUAAGAUAUUGCAAGACUUUUUGAAGAGCAAUUUUGAAAAGAUGAGGACAGGGGAAUUUUUUAACGGUUCCAGUUAUAUGACAAAAUUUGGUCGUAGUUCACGAAAUUCUAAUGUAGUUGAAGAAUAUUUAGAAACGAGAACAAUUAGAAACAAGGAUUUAACUGAAAAUUUACAUCACUUACAAAAAGAUCGAAAACAAUCAAUAAAUACAAAUCAGCAAUCCCAGCAACACGAAAUAUGUACACAACAAACAGAACAAAAACCAGAUAUUGGUAUGGUACAAGAGCUUAAAAAUUAUCCCCCAAUUCAAAUACCUUUAAUAGUAGAACAGUUUCCAGUAAAUCAAAAACUAAAUUUCUCACCUGUUAAGAUACCAAAAUUUACAUGCACCAGAAGAUAUUUAAAGAAAAGCGACAAAGAUCCAAAAAGAAAUAAAAUACCAUCUCAAAUAUGUAAAGAUGCCAAACCAAAAAAGAAAUCCUCAAACGAAAAAAAAAUUCCAGCUCAAGAAUGCAAAGACAAGGUUGCUUCUAAGAAAGCCAAAAGAGAUGCUUCGACGUUUGUUCGAUAUAUGAACACAAGAUUAGCAACUCCAGAAAUUAAGACGAAAAAAUUGAAGAUAAUUGUAUCCCGUCACAAGUUUACUAAAAAUAUAGCAAAUAAAAAUAAACUUAAAAGUUAUAUUGAACCAGUAAAGCAAUAUAUGAAAGUGUUAAAGAUGAAAAGUGAAAUUAAAAUUAAAGAUAUUAAAAAUCACAUAACACAAAAUUUAAAUGAUUUAAAAAACAAUCCGAAAGAAUAUUUGAAAUCAAUAUUAUUGGAGCAACCAGAAAAAGAAAUUUUCGAAGAGAAAAGUAAAACUGUUAAUUUAGAAAAAAAGGAAGUGGUUAUCCAACCAAAGAAACUAAAUAAUUCUACUUUUUUUAAAAUCCCACCAGUUGAUAAGAAACCUCUAAUAGAAAAAAUGAAAGAUUCUUUAGAAACAUCUAUAGAGACUGAUUUUAAGCAAACUUUUGGUGAUUCUUUCAAAGAGUGUAAAUCUAAAAUUACUCUGAAAGCGCUUGAGAAUUUAACUAAAAAAGAAGCCGCUAUACAGCUUCUUAUUGAUAAAGGGCCAGUUUUGUCAGAAAAUCAUUUAUUUAAAAACGAAAAGCAAAAUAAAAAGAAAGCAGUUCCUGAUGAAGCAUUUUUGAAAAAGAAUUGGCUGUUAUCAAAAGACAGUUAUUGUGGCGAGGUAGCUAAGAAAAGUUGGUUUCCUGUAUCGUUGGAAAUAAAUCAACGCACUCAGAGGAAAGCUCAAGAAAAAUCUGAAAUGCUAUUUAAGAAUAUGAGUAAAAUCACUAGACUAAUUCAGCUUGAAACCAAAAAGAAUGAGUGGCUUGGCGAGGUUGAAUUUAUUUCUUCACAAGAAAAAGAAGAGUCUAAAUUAAAAAAUCGUUCAAAACGUCCCGUUUCUACAAAACAAGAAUUAAUAAAGAAAAUAUCCAAAGAUAAUAAAUAUAAGACCAAAAACGAAGAUAUUUCGCUACAAAUAAAUGAAGAUACCGCUUUUAUAGGAAAGAGAAAGCCAGAGAAAUUCGAAAGACCAUUCAUAACACCUAGCCAUGUACCUCCUCCGAAAAAAGAAGAAGAAGAUAAGAAGAAAAAAUUCCCUCCACCCUCUCCCAAAGGUAGGAUGAUUCUACCUCCAAGAAAUGUGUCUGAUAAUCCAAAAUUAGCUACAGAUAUUAAAGAAUUGGAACGCGAUCCUAAAAUUAAAGAUAAGAAGCUAAAACAUCAAGAUAAUAUGUCGAAUAAUGAAGAUGUUAAAGAAUUGAAACAACAACCUAAAGAAGUAAUAAUAGAGAAAAAAUCUAAAGUGGAAAUAUUUACACAUUUACCCAGAAAAUCAAAAGACAAAUUAGUGUAUGCAAAAGAUUCCGAUUUGAAGAAACUGAUUACGUUAGAAGAUAAAGAACACCUUCGAAAUAAUUUAAGAUACAUUCUUACCUUAAUAGAAGAAUUGGAUAUAGAAUAUAAAGAUGGUUCUGAUGAAAAUUUGAUAAAACAAUCAAAAGAAAUGGAUAAGAUGGAUAAAAAACCACCAAAUGAACCUAAAUUGAACAAUUCAAAUUCAAAAAAAAUUUAUACUUUGACCAAACUUCCCCCAUUAAAAGAUAAAAAUUUUCCUGAUCGUAAAACACAACAAAAAGCUGAUAAUGAACGUUUAGACUCUUCUAUAGAAAACACAAAGUCAAAAUGUUCAUCUGUUAGUAAAAUUUUAGAAACUUCACAAGACAAACAGUUAAGAGACAAAAAUGAACCAAAAUUGAACAAUUCAGAUUCAAAAAAAGUAGAUACUCUGGCCAAACUUUCCCCAUUAACAGUUCCUGCACAAGAACAAGAUUUUUCUGGUUGUAAAAUACCACAAAACGCUGAUAAUGAAAGUUUAAGGUCGUCUAUAGAAAAUACAAAGACUUCACAAGACAAUUCAAAAGUAAAAUGUUCCCCUAAUAAAAAUUUUGAUAAAUCUGCUGCUUUUAGUCUCAUGGAUUUUUAUCAUUUAGAUGAAGAGACCACCUCAAACGAAACUCCAGUCCAGAAACCUAUCUUGGAAGAAAAGAAUCCAGAAUCGAGUCUUAUGCAUUUUUAUUUAUUAGAUGAAGACGAUAGAAUUCCAGAAAAAUCUGUUGAUGAUCCUAAACCAUCAGGAUUUCGAGAAACUAAAGGUGUAUUGUUAGAAAAACCAAAAAAUAAAGCUACUUUUCCAAAAACGAAGAAUAUAAAAACAAUAUUACCAGGAGAGAUCAACAAAGAAGGAUUUAAAACAAAUACAUUCAACAUAAAAGAGUAUGAAGGAAUCAAAGAAACGAAGCAAGGAAUAAUAAUUGAAAAACAAAAGAACAAAUCAAAGAAUGAAAGUUUUAAGAAAUUAAUUGAAAGUAAAGGAGAUGAAGAAAAAUGUAAAAGUAGUAAAAGUAAUAAACCAGCUCCUCAACAGAAAGAUUUAGAGAAAUUUGUCACACCAGAAGAAUCAGUAGCAAAUGAAAAUAAUUACGUCGAAGAAAAAUAUAUUUGCAAUUUUCCUAAAACCGAAAAAUUGCUUUCUUACAACCACGGUGUCAAAUUAAUCUUCGGUGGUUGUUAUGAACAACAUGCAAAAUACUUAACAGAAGAAACUGAUGUAUGUUGGAAAUGCCAUAGCAUAAUUGAUACUACACUAACUUCUGAUAAAGACGAUGAUAUCCCUCCAACGAAAAUAAAAAGCGACAAAGACAAAGAGAAGCAAUUAAAAAAGAAAGAACGUAACUCCAAAGAGAAAGAAACUACUGACGAUCAAACUAUAAAAAUAAAAAACGAAAGGAAAAAAAGAAUGAAAGCACCCAUUACAAUAAAAGAAGAUCCACAAAAAACACCUCUUGUAACUGUUAUGUAUUCUAAAAAAAAUAAUAAGACAAGCAAACGUGAAAAAGUUGUAUACAAAGUUAAUAAAAAGAGAACCAGUAGCAAUAGAGGUAAAAUAAGAAGUAGAAAAAAGAAGAAGUUAAAAAGAAGAAACAUAAUUCUAUUCUUACUCAAGGACGAAAUUAAAAGAAACGAAGAUUGGCAGGCACAAAUAAUGGAUAGAUACAUGAGUCCUAAUGAAAGAGUAGAUCAAGCACUCAAUAAAUAUAAAUUCAAUACACCAACAGAAGUUUCGAAUGAUUUUAACACCAUACCAUCAGUUGAUCUGGAAAUGAAUGAAAGAAAACGUACCAAACAGAGAGUAGCGGAUAGUUUUCAUAAAAACCUACAAAAAACGUUGUUUAAUUCCAAACGGGUUGCUAAAACUAAAUCCGAAAAAGAAAAGAAAGUAACUGGUAAAGAUGAUGAUAAACACGAAAAGAAUUCUAUGUUAGCCGAUAAUGAAUCUAAAUCCGCGUCUACUUACGAAUCAGAACAUAAUUAUGAUAACUUAUCGAAUAGUGAUAAAACUAAUAUUAUAAACAACGAUAAUGAUAGUAAUUUAGAACCAAAAUCUAUGCAUGAUUGUGUAUCGCCCGUAAAUAUUAGCCUUUUUAUGAAAUAAUAUAGGUUUUAUUAAGAAAUUUUUAUUAAUUUUUUUUAUGUUUUUGACUUUUAACUAGAGCAAAUAAAAGACACAUUCCUUGAG